CUGACACUUUAAACUAAUAUAGACAGUAAUAGUCGUCAUCUAUUCCAUGGCAUCACUCUGAAGAACCAUUUCUGGUUCCAGUUAGCACCUUUAUUUCUCUGUGUGUAUCCCAGUAAACAAUAAGUAAAAGGCAGGGCAUGUCUUGGAAACACAAUUUUCCAAGCCAAUGGGCCCUGUUUCACACCACCCUUAGUAAUUUGAUAACAUGUCCACCACCGAAGCCUGUUUGCCUACUGUUGUUUCUGGAGUGUGUUCGAUUAUAUCAACAGUAUUUGUAUGUCAGCUCAGAUCGUCGCUUCACUGCUGCCGGACCAGAACUGCAGAGGAUCACAGCCGAGCGUCACACCAGAAACAAAAUGAACACCACCUCCAUCCAUCAAUCCCAUCAUGUGGGUUUAGCCUUGGCCUCUAUUUCUAUCAACACCGUCCUGGGUCUUCCUUUGAAUGGUUACGUCAUGUGGUUGAUUUUUGCAGGAGCCUCAGGCACUCUGACCUCAGACUUCUUUUCUCUCAACCUGGCUAUAUGUGAUAUCGUUUUCAUCUUAUUCAGCAUGACCUAUAUUGUUUAUGAUCAGCUGCAUGAUUUUCUCUGGUUUAAAGUCUUCAUGUUUUCACGCGGUCUUCUCUUCACCGCCCGACCUCUGUUCAUGAGCUGCAUCUGUGUGGAGUGCUACCUUGGUGUCGUCCACCCGGUGUUCUUUCUCCGGUGUAAGCCCCUGAGAUACAAGCUGGCCUGCGGUUGUGUUGCCUGGAUGAUUAACUUGAUAUCAUCUAUCUUCUCCCUGUACACAUUUUCAAAUGCUCUGUAUCUGUAUGGGUAUUUCAUUCAGAAUUUGUUCAUCUUCUUUGUAAUGCUCUCCUGCUGCCUCUCAGUGCUCUGGGCUUUAAAGCGCCCUGGGCCUGGGGCGAAAGGCACAGGGAAGAAGAAGAAGAGCUGUCCAAUGAAGAGAAAAGCCUUCAAAAUCAUUUUGUUAAUCACAACUUCCCAGGUGUUUCAUUUCUUCAUGUAUGUUAUUGCUAUUCCACUGCAGUGUUGCCUCAGUACAAUGGAUUUUUCCACUGUCUUAACCGUCUGCACAAGCUUCGCUUUGACAACUGGGUUUACUCAGCCCCUCCUCUACCUCCACAGGGCUGGAAAACUGGUGUGCUUAGGGGAUUUCUGAUCAUCACCAUCAUUGUCAAUAAACCAUGUGCAUAUGAUUGUGCAGGUUUACUUUAAAUUGUGUUAUAGUUCAUCACGUUGCAUUGCUUUCUAUAGUUUCAAGUGAUUUAUAUUUAUUCAUAACGGAG
Pleuronectes platessa (European plaice) is the source of this 1290-nucleotide messenger RNA. Its product is annotated as P2Y purinoceptor 4. Lineage: Eukaryota; Metazoa; Chordata; Actinopteri; Pleuronectiformes; Pleuronectidae. Gene Ontology annotation, biological process: positive regulation of Rho protein signal transduction; phospholipase C-activating G protein-coupled receptor signaling pathway. The transcript has 2 exons. Gene Ontology annotation, molecular function: G protein-coupled receptor activity. Gene Ontology annotation, cellular component: membrane. The record is from RefSeq and is a predicted model, not a curated record. The coding region runs from base 138 to 1163 and encodes 341 amino acids.